Messenger RNA from Paramecium tetraurelia, 1173 nucleotides. RefSeq lists its product as uncharacterized. Lineage: Eukaryota; Ciliophora; Oligohymenophorea; Peniculida; Parameciidae. The transcript has 2 exons. The record is from RefSeq and is a predicted model, not a curated record.
AUGAGUUAAAUCAUUCAAGAAAAUAAUUCCUAAGGUAGUAAUCAAGCAUAAGAGUCAGAUCCAGAGAUGAAAAAAUAAUAAUAUUCAUUCAUCAAGAGUGAUACUUAGGUUGAAAGAAAAGGUAAAAAACUAACGAUUCAUUCAUUCUAUAAGAAUUAAACUGAUAGGUAUUUGGAUGGCCUGAAAUCCAAAAAAUCGAAUGACACUUCAGAUAUUAUGAAUAAUAGUUUUUAAGCACCGAAUAAUCUAGAACAAGAAUACGAAUAAAAUAAGGAUCAAGAAAUCUUUAUUAGAAAGAAUGAUAGGAAACAAUCAACUAAGUAGUUUUAUUAAAAGAAUGUGAUGAAAAUGUUAGAGAAAUUUGCUACAAAAAAAGAAAAUGGAUAAACUGUGAUUGAUAAUAACAAUUCGAAUUAAACUAAUUAAAACGAUAUAAAUUAUUCUGAAAAAAGAGACGAAGAAUCAUAAAUUUAUAUGAAUAAUUCAUUAUAUCAAGAAUCAAUCAAAUUAAUUGAACUAAAAAAGAAUUUAGAAAUGAUGGAAUCUAAACAAUCACAUUUAAUCCAAUUAACAAAUGAUGAUAUUUUAUAACUCUAAAAUUAAUCAAUUAAACAAGAAACUUAACAAUAAAGCAUAAGUGUUUUUUUCGAUUCGAAUACUAACUCAAAGGUUAGUGCAAUGAAAGGAAAUAGAAGAAACUAAUCCAUUCAAAAAUAAUAACCAAAAGUUUAAUUUCCCUUUAUAGAAUAAAACAAUCAAAAUUAAGAGAAUACUCAAAAUCUAAUCAUAGGAUAAAAUGAUGAAAUUAAAUUAGAUCUAAGUAAAUUAAAUGCCAUCAAUAGAAUGGAGAAAAAGAGAAGACAAAAUGAAACCUAAUCUGCUAACAGUAAGAGAUCAAUUAGAUCAAAUUGGACAAGCAAAACAUUUAAAGAAAAAGCAGAAGAAGUCGCCGUCCCAGCUGUUGGAACUGCCAUUGUUGGUUCUUUAGGUGUAAUGCUAGCCAAAAACGUUCUCAAAGGCAAAUAAUAACUAUUGGGAAUAAUACCCGCAUUAGCCUGCAGUGCUUAUUAUUAUUAUAAAGUAAAGAAGCAAAAUGAAGUCGAGAUGGACUUUGAGGAUGAGGAAGAUGUCAACUCCGAAGAAGAACAAGAUAGUACAAGAUUAGAAUAAUGA